AGAGCGCCGGCUACAAGAACUCAUCAUCGGUUUGGCGAUGUUGUCGGCUGUUAUGAAGCCCUUACUCUCUCCGUCACCGUCGCUGUUUCGCCUUCCUCCCCUUUCUUCAUUUUCCUCUUCUCUCUCACUCUUCUUUCCCUUUCACUCUCCUCACCCCUUUACGCCUCUCCGUUCCUCCCGCCGCAACUACACUCGCCGCCACGCGUCUCUCUCCGACCACCACCUCUCAUGUUCCGUUCCCGAGAAGCCUCUUCGUGUCGCCGUCCUCCUCAGCGGCGGCGUCGAUAGCAGCGUCGCCCUCCGCCUCCUCCACGCCGCCGGACACUCCUGUACCGCUUUCUACCUCAAAAUCUGGUUCCAGGAAGGCUUUGACAAUUUCUGGAACCAGUGCCCCUGGGAAGACGAUUUGAAAUACGCAAAGCAUGUCUGUGAGCAGGUUGAUGUACCUUUAGAGGUUGUGCAUUUAACUGAUGAAUACUGGGAAAGAGUUGUUUCUUACAUUAUUGAGGAGUACCGUUGUGGGCGUACUCCUAAUCCGGAUGUUCUAUGCAAUACUAGAAUCAAGUUUGGGGCAUUCAUGGAUGCUAUUAGUGAUAUGGAGUAUGAUUACAUAGCCUCAGGUCAUUAUGCUAAAGUUGUCCAUCCUCCUGCUGGUCCAUCUGUUUUGGAGCUCUCACAAGACAUGGUGAAGGAUCAGACCUACUUCCUCUCACAUCUCUCUCAAACCCAGCUUAAGCGACUCCUGUUCCCACUUGGUUGCGUAAAGAAGGAAGAAGUUCGCAAACUAGCCACAGAAUUUGAUUUGCCAAAUAAAGACAGAAAAGAUUCACAAGGAAUAUGUUUCCUUGGGAAGAUAAAGUUCAGCGACUUUGUCGGAAGACACAUAGGAGAGAAGGAAGGGAUUAUAUUGGAAGCUGAAACUGGAGACUUUCUUGGUAACCAUAGAGGAUUUUGGUUUUACACUAUUGGACAGCGUCAAGGCUUGCGUUUACCCGGUGGACCCUGGUAUGUUGUUGAAAAGGACACCAAGAACAAUGUCGUGUUUGUCUCGAGAGAUUACUACUCAAUCGACAAGAGAAGGCGGGUUUUCCGUGUUGGCUCCUUGAGAUGGCUUAGUGGGAAACCUUUAGACAAUGUUAGGCAGCUUCGUUGCAAGGUAAGGCAUGGGCCUGGCUUUUACAGCUGCAGCUUUGAAAUGGAAGGAGAUGUUGCGGUUGUACAUCUAGAGGAAGACGACCAAGGUCUAGCUGCUGGACAGUUUGCAGCUUUCUAUGAAGGAACCAUUUGCAUUGGUUCUGGCGUUAUCCUGGAAUCAUGGGACGAUCAGUGUUUCCCUGUCUGUGAAAAAGCUCUUCAACUAGCAGCUGUGGAAGACAAAACCAAACUUGGGAAACCUGUCAAAAUCAUGACCAUGCCAGUUACCACAUCUGUUGAGGCUGUGCCAGGAGAAGAAAAGCUUGUAACAAAGGAAAUGGUGUAGUAGUCUGAAGAAGCUACUUGAAGAGCUGAAAAAAUUGAGAAGCAGAUGUUGCUAGAGGAUAAGAUUACUAAUAUUGUUUAGGAAAAAGACUUGUAAGUUGUGACAUUUGAUAGUUUGGUUAUGUCUUUUUAUGUAUGGUAUGGCUUCAAGCUACUUCAAUGGCUCUCAGUGGUGGCCUCAUGGGAGAUCAUCUUGUAAGUUGUGACAUUUGAUAGUUUGGUUAUGUUUUUUUAUGUAUGGUAUGGCUUCAAGCUA
Molecule: messenger RNA, 1735 nt
Organism: Raphanus sativus (radish)
Lineage: Eukaryota; Viridiplantae; Streptophyta; Magnoliopsida; Brassicales; Brassicaceae
Exons: 10
Coding region: 38-1480 (480 amino acids)
Biological process (GO): tRNA processing
Molecular function (GO): sulfurtransferase activity
Source: RefSeq, a predicted model, not a curated record